This is a messenger RNA of Aedes albopictus (Asian tiger mosquito), 1487 nucleotides long. Its product is annotated as mitochondrial inner membrane protein OXA1L. The record is from RefSeq and is a predicted model, not a curated record. The transcript has 3 exons. The coding region runs from base 111 to 1376 and encodes 421 amino acids. Lineage: Eukaryota; Metazoa; Arthropoda; Insecta; Diptera; Culicidae. Gene Ontology annotation, molecular function: membrane insertase activity. Gene Ontology annotation, biological process: protein insertion into mitochondrial inner membrane from matrix. Gene Ontology annotation, cellular component: mitochondrial inner membrane.
ACGUCAGAUUGUUUUGGUUGCGUGAUUUUUACUGGAGCGGUCUUCAGAGUUUUCGAAAAAUCCGAAAUUUUCAUUGAAAUUCACCCGGAAAAGUGCACUGAUAACUCAAAAUGUUAUUCUUAGCUGGUAAAGUGCUCACGAGAAAUGCCAUCUGUGGGAGAAAUGCUUUAAUUCAGGAGCUCGCCACCGCUGCUGGGGCCAGCCGGAGUUACCACAUCGCUUGUGGAAAUAGAAAUGACCGUCCCGCAACCGGUAAUGCACUGAAGCUCCAGAACAAAUUCAUCAGCCCAAUUACAGCAACGGUUCUGGUGCGGAACAUCAGCACGGAUGAAGCCGGCCGGAGUGCAUUGGACACAAUUCCCGAACCACCGCCGAUUCCUGCCGCACCUGAGAUAAGUGACAUCGUGUCCAAUUUGGCGGCAAACGGAGAACCAACGUUCGCAUCGCUUGGGCUGGGCGGUUGGAGCCCGGUGGGAAUCGUCCAGAACUGCAUGGAGUUCCUUCACGUCACUUGCGAUCUGCCCUGGUGGGGAGUUAUUGCCAUUGGAACUGUUUGUGUGAGAUUGGUGCUGUUUCCUCUGGUGAUUGCCAGUCAGCGAAAUGCGGCCAAAAUGAACAACCACAUGCCCCAGAUGCAGGUUCUGCAAAUGAAAAUGACUGAAGCGCGACAAGCUGGAAAUUCCAUCGAUUCGGCUCGGUACGCCCAGGAAAUGGUGGCAUUCAUGAAGGAAAAAGACCUGAAUCCGCUGAAGAACAUGCUGGUGCCACUAGCUCAGGCUCCCAUCUUCAUCUCGUUCUUCAUGGGUCUACGGCAGAUGGCUAACACCCCGGUGGAAUCGAUGCGUGAAGGUGGUCUCUUCUGGUUUACCGAUCUGACCGUUUGCGAUCAGUUCUACGCCCUGCCGGUUAUCACCAGUAUCACUAUGUUCUUGACGAUCGAACUCGGUACGGACAGCGCUCGGAUGUCGGCCCAGAAUAUGCAGAUGGUGCGGUAUAUCCUGAGGGCGAUGCCGCUGUUCAUCUUUCCCUUCACAAUUAACUUCCCCGGGGCGAUCCUGUGUUACUGGGCUUGCAGUAAUUUCUUCUCGCUGCUGCAAGUGGGCUUCCUGCGCAUUCCUAAAGUGCGAGAUUACUUCAAAAUCGACCGGCUGGUUACCCACAAUCCGGAAGCUCUGCCUAUGAAGAAGAAGAAAUUCACCGAGGGAAUGAAGGAUUCAUGGACCAACAUGAAAAUUACCCGCGAAUUAGAGGAACGUGCCAGAAUCGACGAAAUCACUUUCCAAAAGGCAGGCAAAGGACCGCUAGUGAAGACCUACAAAUACGACCCGACCGCCCCGCGACCCAGUAGCAACACCAUCAGCGCGAAGAAACGGUAGACGCCUCCCAGAAUGACCUUGUUGUGUAAUAUUGUAUUAAAGAAUACGAGAGAAAAUAAGCCCAAACAAAAACCUUAAAUAAAAAUGUAGUUUAUUGUUCUUAAAAAACAG